CGAGACUGCGUCUCAAAAAAAAAAAGAAUCACGCGUCUGAAAGGUUUAUCUAUUUUGUUGGACAUUUUGAAAUACUGGCUCUUGGUUCUUUAAUACUCCUACUCUUUUAAUAUUAAGUUUUUUCUCUUUUUCUUUUUAGGUACUUUCUAUUUUUCCCCACAUUUUGAUGUAAUUUGCUGUUCUUUCCCUUAUUUUCUUAAGUUUAAUGCUGGAUACAGUUAAUGUUGUAAAGUUUCUUUAACUACAUCUUUAUGAAACGUAUAAAUUCAUCUUGAUGUUUCCCUUUGAUUCUUAGUUAUUUAGGAGAGUUUCUUUAUUCCCAAUAGUUUCUUCAUUCCCAAAUUAUUACAGUAUGUUUUAGCUGGGUUUUUUUUAUUGUAUUGUAUUGUCAGAAAAUGCAGACUAUCAAGUCUCAACUUUUAACAAGUUAUCAAGAUUUUCCUUGAAGCCAAGUUACUCAAUGAACUUUGUUCAACAGAUAUAAGAGGAAAAGUAUAUUUUGUUGUAUGGGGUAAAAUUAUCUUUAAUUAAGUCUUGUUUGUUUGUAUUCUUCAAAUCUUUAUCUUUCCUAAUUUUGAUCUACUUGUUUCAUACUCUGGAAGAGAUGUAAUAAAAAUCUCUUACUUUAACAGUUCACUUGGCAGUUAUAUGUGUUUUUUUGCUAAUUUUAUUUGUGUGUCUGAGGGACGGGCAUACAUACACCUACGGUUAAUGGACUUUUUAAUCCUUUUUCAUUUAUUAAAUGCUAUUAUUAUUAUAGGAUCCCUUUUUUCACCCAAAAAGAAGAAAGAAAAACACUUUUUAACAUCGAAUUCCACGUUGAUACACGGCCACCCGUUUUUACUUUUAUUGCAUUUGGAUGAUGUGUCUUUGCCCAGAGCUUUAUUUUGUAUCCAUAUCUGUUUCUAUGUUAGAUUACCUAUUUGUUUACAAUAAGAUACCUUUGUUGUUUUCAAAUCCAACUUAUAGCCUCUGUUGAUAGAAUUUUACCUCUAUUUAUUGUAAUAAUGAUUUAUCUGAUUGUAUGCCUUCCAUUUGAUGUUCACUAUUUAGCUCUUUUUAUUUUCUGCCUUUUCUUUAUAUAUUUUGAUUGGAUGGAUGAAUUUCUGCUCAGUGUUUCAAUUCUGCACCCCAUUUUUUUCUGUUUUUUCCUGAGAUUAUUAGGAAUGUUUUAUCGUAGGAUAUUAUUUUCUCUUUAGUGGCCUCUUUAUCACAUUGUCACAUUGUCCUUUUUUGUAUUUAUAUAUAUUUUGCAAGAAUUAUUACUGAACAGUGUUUUCCUAUUGAAGAUUUCUCGUGAGAUUCAUUUCACAUUUAUUUGGACUACUUCUUUCGGUAUUUCUCUCAAAGAUAUAGAUACUCUGCAAGUGCUUUUAUUUCUGAAAAUGUCUCUCUCGCCCUGGCAGAAGAGUGGUCUUUCAGUUGCUAUUUCUGACAUCAUUUCAUUUUCAGUACUGCAAAUGAAGAGUUUUCUUAUUUCCUUCAUUCUUUCUCUGUGAAUAGUCUGGUUUUCCACACUUAGAUUAGAAGUGUUUUCUAUUUAUAAAUUUAUCCUAUGUAUUCAAUAAUUUCCCCAGAUUUGUUUGUUGAUUGAGUUCCUGUUUGCGUGUGUGGAGGAGUUUAUGGCCUAGUUUUGUCAGCGGUGGGAGAUGUGUUUGUGUGCUAAGGCCCCAGUGCAGGUACAGGUGUGCCUAGGACUGGGACUCUUAGGAGGUCUGACGGAGAUACAGGCAUGGAGGCCAGUGGUGGGGACAUGGGAUUGAUUGGUAGGGAGCCAGGACCGUUAGAGUAGAGGAAUUGAAGGCUCUCUGAUCAGGAAUUGAAGGAUGAAUGAUUCAGGGCUCAUGGGCAGCAAGGCAUGGGAAUCAGUGAAUCUGAGAUUUCAUUAAUGGCUUUGGGAGUAGAAUCACUGGGUAGGAAUUGACACUUAGAGCAGAUUAAAGAGUGAGAAUGAGGAGUUAGGUACCCGGGUUGGUGAUAACUUAAAGGGCCUGUGAAAUCAGAUAGUAUGGUAAUGUAAUAGAACAGUAUGUCCUUUGGAUAUUUUAUAAAGUAGUUAAGCAAUCCACAAUUAUUGAAUAUUUAAAUGUUUCUAAUCUUUUUUUUUUUUUUUUUGACAACCACCAUGUUGGAUGAUCUAAUCUUUCUUUUUUAUAAACCAUGUUAUGGUAAAACUUUUGCACUUAAAUCUUUGUACAGUAUGCAAUGGGAUGAUAUUUUAAUGUUGUAGCUCUAGAAAUAAAUUUUUGAGUAAGGUGCAUGGGCACUAACUGAUGUAUGUGUCCAUGUGUGACACUGGUACACUUCCGCCUCUCAUCUGUACCUCUGCCCAUCUGUUUUCUCAGAUCUCUGCCCCUUUGUCCGAAGAGCCAAAAAUGACCAAGUCCUUGCAGGCGUCCUCUGGGCCAGUGGGGAAUUGGGGAGCCUUGCUGUAUUACUGCCAGGUAAACUUAACAGGGUGAGUCGAGACAGCUGCAUCUACUCUGUCUUUCCAGGAGUGGAAUCCAGUUUAUUGAUUGUUAACAGAGGACUUCAUACAUUAAGCAUAGUCUUAUAUGUUUUGUUCAAGUAUAACUACCUCUUUGUCCUUUGCAUUUUAACUUUUAAAAGAAUCAGUUUCAUUCAAGGAUGUAACUGUAGACUUCAGCAGGGAUGAGUGGCAACAAUUAAACACUGCUCAGAAAAGUCUGUACAGAGAUGUGAUGCUGGAGAACUAUUUCAACUUGAUCUCAGUGGGGUGUCAAGUUCCCAAACCAGAAGUCAUCUUCAACUUGGAACAAGAAGAGCCAUGUAUGUUGAAUGGUGGGAUCUCCAGUCAGAGCUGUCCAGAUGGGAAAAUUGGUUUUGAACCUUUACAACAGAGAAUGUCUGAAGAAGUUUCUUUCCAGUCUGAGAGAAUUAAUCUCUUCACAAGAGAUGACCCAUAUUCCAUUUUAGAAAAGUUGUGGAAAGAUGAUGAACACACAAGAAGAUGUGGAGAAAACCAGAACAAACCUUUAAGUCGUGUUACCUUCAUUCACAAGAAAACACUAGCUAAUGACAGGGUCUGUGACUAUAAGAAUAUUGGGGAAAUAGUUCAUGUAAACACACACUUGGUUUCCUCAAGAAAAAGACUCCAUAACUGUAACUCAUUUGGAAAGAAUUUGGAGCCUAUUACAACCUUAUAUAAUGGAAAUGCAACAGAAAAUUCUGAUGAGAUUAUUGGAGAUGGUGAUAUUUUUACUCAUAUGAAUUCUCAUACAGUAGUGACUGCUUGUGAAUGUUAUCAAUGUAGGAAACCUCUCCAUCAUAAGCAAGCUCUCAUUCAACAUCAAAAAAUUCAUACUAGAGACAGCCUUUAUUUGUUUUCUGACUGUGCAAAUGUUUUCUCCCAGAAUUCACAUGCCUUUGCACAUGAGAGUGUUUGUUCUGAAGAAAAGCAGCAUAAAUGCCAUGAAUGUGAGGCAGUCUUCACUGAGAAGUCUCAACUUGAUGGCCAUCAGAGGUUUUAUGGAGGAGAGAAACCUUGUGUAUGCAGUGAAUAUGAGAAGGAUUUUUUCCUCAAGUCAAACCAUCAGAAAACUCCUAAUGAGGGGAAUUACUAUAAAUGCAGUGACUACUGGAGAGCCUUUAUCCAGAAGUCAGAUCUGUUCAGAUGCCAGAGAAUUCAUUCUGGAGAAAAACCCUAUGUGUGCAGCAAAUCUGAGAAAAACUUCUGUCAGAAUUCAAACCUUAAUAUACAUAAAAAAAUUCAUACUGGAGGGAAACACUUUGAAUGUACUGAAUGUGGAAAAGCCUUCACAAGGAAAUCAACACUAAGUAUGCAUCAGAAAAUCCAUACAGGAGAAAAACCCUAUGUAUGUACUGAAUGUGGGAAGGCCUUUAUCCGGAAAUCACAUUUUAUCACACAUGAAAGAAUUCAUACUGGAGAAAAACCCUUUGAAUGCAGUGACUGUGGGAAAUCCUUUAUUAAGAAAUCACAACUCCAUGUGCAUCAGCGAAUUCACACAGGAGAGAAUCCCUUUAUAUGUUCAGAAUGUGGGAAGGUUUUCACUCACAAGACAAAUCUCAUUAUACACCAGAAAAUUCAUACUGGAGAAAGACCCUAUAUGUGUACUGAAUGUGGUAAGGCCUUUACGGACAGGUCAAAUCUCAUUAAGCACCAAAAAAUUCAUACUGGAGAGAAACCUUAUAAAUGCAGUGACUGUGGAAAAUCAUUCACCUGGAAGUCACGGCUCAGGAUACAUCAGAAGUGUCAUACUGGAGAGAGACAUUAUGAAUGCAGUGAAUGUGGGAAAGCAUUCAUUCAGAAGUCAACACUAAGUAUGCACCAGAGAAUUCAUAGAGGAGAAAAACCAUAUGUUUGCACUGAAUGUGGUAAGGCCUUCUUCCACAAAUCACAUUUUAUUACACAUGAAAGAAUUCAUACUGGAGAGAAACCCUAUGAAUGCAGUAUUUGUGGGAAAUCCUUCACUAAGAAAUCACAACUCCAUGUACAUCAGCAAAUUCACACAGGAGAGAAACGCUAUAGAUGUGCUGAAUGUGGAAAGGCUUUUACUGACCGAUCAAAUCUUUUUACACACCAGAAAAUUCACACUGGAGAAAAACCUUAUAAAUGCGGUGACUGUGGGAAAGCCUUCACUCGGAAGUCGGGUCUCCAUAUACAUCAGCAAUCCCAUACUGGAGAAAGGCAUUAUGAGUGCAGUGAAUGUGGGAAAGCCUUUGCAAGAAAAUCAACACUUAUCAUGCAUCAGAGAAUUCAUACAGGAGAGAAACCCUAUAUUUGUACUGAAUGUGGGAAAUCCUUCAUCCAGAAAUCACACUUAAAUAGACACAGGAGAAUUCAUACUGGAGAGAAACCCUAUAAAUGCAGUGACUGUGGGAAGUCUUUCAUUAAGAAGUCACAACUCCAUGAGCAUCAUCGAAUUCACACAGGAGAGAAACCAUAUAUAUGUGCUGAGUGUGGAAAGGCCUUCACCAUCAGAUCAAAUCUUAUUAAACACCAGAAAAUUCAUACUAAACAGAAACCCUAUAAGUGCAGUGACUUGGGGAAAAUCUUAAACUGGAAGCCACAACUCGGUAUGCCUCAGAAAUCUGACCCUAGGAAAGUAGAGUGCCCAAUGCCACAAUUAUGGUAUGGGGACUCAGGAGGUGACCAAGGCCAGCUUUCUUCUAUCUAGUUAGAAUUAUGAACACCUGGAUUAUAUAGCUGAUAUCCAGUUACACAUAUGGGGAGAUACUAUUGAGAGUGUUUAAGCAAUGUAUAGUGGCCAUAUUUGGUUACUUAACAGAUAUUGGUGUUGUCAAGCUCCUGCAAAUAAUACUAAAUGUGCAAGGAGAUGACUUGCAGUCUUGUUUCACUUUUUGGGCAAACAGUUUUAUAAAUUCAGGGCUGUUGAGUUUUUCAUGUUCUGGGUACUAUUCAAUAUUGUCACAAUAAAAUUCAUAAUGAGUAGAGUGAUAAUUUUACAUUGUCUAAGCAGCCUAAGGACACAGAUCCAGACAAAAGGAGGGCAAUUCAGAUCUGUACUGAAAAUAAAUCAGCAAUUUUUGUGAAAAUUAACACUAAAGACAGAAAGAAAGGACUCUACUUUUUUUCUCUUUUCUUUGGGAAGUCACCAUUAUUUAUUGUUAUAUCUGUUGGUGUAUGCCAGGGCAGCAGGUACCAAGGAGGUCUAAAUUGCUCCUGGCCUAUUUAUCAAAAGCCUAUUUUCCCAAUGAUGUACGCAACAGUCCUCUAACUACUUAUCACCUUAGAACUGGCCCUAAGAUCAUGGAACUUAGCUACAGGGACCCAGCUCUAGAUAGCAGCACUUUAGAUCCUCAGCUUUGACCACAGAAACCUGCACUUUGUGGAUGUUUGUUGUUACCAAUUCCUGUUUGAAAAAUAGGACAAAUUAAGAAAAUGGAUGUCAAACCCUAAAUUUUUUUCCAAUUUUGUUAGUACAUUCUCUACAUGUUAGUUACUUGCUAGAUUACCAUGAGUUUGUUUCAUUAGAAGAUAAAAUGUAGUUGAACAUUUGGAAGACUUCUCCUUUUAUCUUCUCGGAUUCUCUACAAACUAAUCUUAAUUAAUUUUGUUUUUCAAAUUCUCUGUAUUUGAAUAGACUUUUUUUUGUCUUCUAUCAGAUACUGAAAGAAGUGUGUUGUAAUUUUACAAAUAAUUGUGAAUUUGUCUACUUGAGAGCUACUAAUUUUUGCUUUAUAUAUUUUGUCUCUGAUUUUACAUACAAUUUAGAAUUGUUACAAUUUUCCUGGUUAAUUGACACAUUAUCAUUAUUAGAUGUUUCUUUUUAUCACUAGUAAUUUUUUGCCUUAAAUGUACUAUGUCAGAUACUAAUA
This is a messenger RNA of Sapajus apella (tufted capuchin), 6321 nucleotides long. It is a transcript of the gene ZNF484, whose product is annotated as zinc finger protein 484. NCBI's taxonomy places the organism in Eukaryota, Metazoa, Chordata, Mammalia, Primates, Cebidae. Gene Ontology annotation, molecular function: DNA-binding transcription repressor activity, RNA polymerase II-specific. The record is from RefSeq and is a predicted model, not a curated record. Gene Ontology annotation, biological process: negative regulation of transcription by RNA polymerase II; regulation of immune system process; regulation of cytokine production. The coding region runs from base 2703 to 5159 and encodes 818 amino acids. The transcript has 6 exons.